This is a messenger RNA of Anguilla anguilla (European eel), 13561 nucleotides long. RefSeq names its product calcium channel, voltage-dependent, P/Q type, alpha 1A subunit, b (gene cacna1ab). Lineage: Eukaryota; Metazoa; Chordata; Actinopteri; Anguilliformes; Anguillidae. The record is from RefSeq and is a predicted model, not a curated record. Gene Ontology annotation, molecular function: high voltage-gated calcium channel activity. Bases 596 to 7903 code for a protein of 2435 amino acids. Gene Ontology annotation, cellular component: voltage-gated calcium channel complex; neuronal cell body; membrane. Gene Ontology annotation, biological process: chemical synaptic transmission; calcium ion import across plasma membrane. The transcript is spliced from 49 exons.
GGUGUGCGCAUCAUGUGCUGCGAGGGCUGGCCGGAGAUUUGUGGACGGCGCUCGGGGAGCGUUAAAUUGAUCAGAUGCUCAUUGUAGCUCAACCUGCCAGCUGAUCGGAAGCUCUCGCGCUUUCUCUCGGGUUUGGUCUCCCAGGCUGAUCUUGAAGGCGGAACGCCCGCGGAGGUGAAGUGGACUGCGAGAACCAAGGCGAAGCAAAGGCGGAGCAGACAGGACAGGAUAACGGGGCUGGGGUGCAGGAGGGUUGCGGGGUGGGGAUGGCUUGCGAUUCCUCUGCUGCGUCCAUCCUGGCGGGGAGAACAUGCUAGGUUGUAAGAGACUCCAGUCGCUGCAGCCGUUUCCUCAGGAUUGAUGAUGCUACUUUCAAUGCCCGUAUGCUUCUCCUUCGGAUUUUAUUACACCUGGAUUGUUCUUCUGGCCCCGGAGUGUAGAUGAUGAUUGUGGCAAAGACGAUGUUGUCCUGUCCCUGAAAAAGAAACCGUUUUAUAUCACAUUCUAACCAUAUAGAGCACACUGACUUCGUUUUCUUCAAAAAGCGACGAUUCCGAAAGCAAAUCCGUUUUAAUCAGCGAGCAUCAACAAAUGAAUGGCGCGGUUUGGAGACGAAGUACCGUCCAGGUAUGGCGGGGGACCGGGCCAGGGGGGCCCCGGCCGUGGCGGGAGCAGGCAGGGCGGCCCGCCGGGAGCCCAAAGGAUGUACAAGCAAUCUAUGGCCCAGCGAGCAAGGACCAUGGCCCUGUACAACCCGAUACCUGUCCGACAGAACUGCUUGACGGUCAACCGCUCCCUGUUUCUCUUCAGCGAAGACAACGUGGUGCGAAAAUACGCCAAAAAGAUCACCGAAUGGCCUCCAUUUGAGUACAUGAUCCUGACCACCAUCAUCGCUAACUGCAUCGUCCUGGCUCUGGAGCAGCACCUGCCCGACAUGGACAAGACACCCAUGUCCGAGCGACUGGACGACACAGAGCCCUACUUCAUCGCCAUCUUCUGCUUCGAGGCGGGCAUCAAGAUCCUGGCGCUGGGCUUCGCCUUCCACAAGGGCUCCUACCUACGCAACGGCUGGAACGUCAUGGACUUUGUGGUGGUUCUGACCGGUAUCUUGUCCACAGUGGGCUCAGAGUUUGACCUGCGAACCCUCCGAGCCGUCAGAGUGUUGAGACCCCUGAAGCUGGUGUCAGGAAUUCCCAGCCUUCAGGUGGUGCUGAAGUCCAUCAUGAAGGCCAUGAUCCCGCUGCUGCAGAUCGGCCUGCUGCUCUUCUUCGCCAUUCUCAUGUUCGCCAUCAUCGGUCUGGAGUUCUACAUGGGCAAGUUCCACACCACCUGCUUCAGCAACACCACUGGGGAGAUGCAGGACGAGAACCCCUGCGGGAACGAAACGGUGGCGAGGCAGUGCGAGGAGGGCGCCGUGUGCCGGAAGUACUGGAUCGGGCCCAACCACGGCAUCACGCAGUUCGACAACAUCCUGUUCGCCGUGCUCACCGUCUUCCAGUGCAUCACCAUGGAGGGCUGGACCGAGCUGCUCUACUACAGCAACGAUGCCUCAGGGAGCACCUGGAACUGGAUGUACUUCAUCCCCCUCAUCAUCAUCGGGUCCUUCUUCAUGCUGAACUUGGUGCUGGGUGUGCUGUCUGGGGAAUUUGCCAAAGAGAGGGAGCGCGUGGAGAACAGGAGCGAGUUUCUCAAACUGAGACGGCAGCAGCAGAUUGAGCGGGAGCUGAAUGGAUACCUGGAGUGGAUCUGCAAAGCAGAAGAGGUGAUUCUAGCAGAGGACGAGAAUGACACUGGAGAUUUUGAUGGGUCCCGGAGAAGGCCGACGAUGAAGAAGAGCAAGACGGAGCUGCUGAACCCUGAGGAGGGCGAGGACCACCUGGGGGACAUGGGCGUGGGCUCGCCCUUCGCCCGCUCCAGCAUCAAGAGCGGCAAGGAGGGCUCCAGCUUCAGCAAGCGCGAGCGGCGGUUCCGCUUCUUCGUCCGCCACAUCGUCAAGACGCAGGCCUUCUACUGGACCGUGCUCAGCCUGGUGGGCCUCAACACGCUGUGCGUGGCCAUCGUCCACUACAAGCAGCGCGAGCUGCUGUCCGACUUCCUCUUCUACGCGGAGUUCAUCUUUCUGGGCCUCUUCAUGUCGGAGAUGUUGAUAAAGAUGUACGGCCUGGGGAGCCAGCCCUACUUUCACUCCUCCUUCAACUGCUUCGACUGCGCCGUCAUUGUGGGCAGCAUAUUCGAGGUGAUCUGGGCCGUGGUGAAGCCGGGAACCUCCUUUGGCAUCAGUGUCUUACGAGCCCUCAGGUUAUUGAGGAUCUUCAAAGUGACCAAGUACUGGUCGUCCCUGCGGAACCUGGUGGUCUCGCUGCUGAGCUCGAUGAAGUCCAUCAUCAGUCUGCUCUUCCUCCUCUUCCUCUUCAUCGUGGUCUUCGCCCUGCUGGGCAUGCAGCUGUUCGGUGGCCAGUUUAACUUCGAAACCGGCACUCCCCCCACCAACUUCGACACCUUUCCUGCAGCAAUAAUGACCGUUUUUCAGAUCCUGACGGGCGAGGACUGGAACGUGGUGAUGUACGACGGCAUCGCGUCGCAGGGCGGGGUCAAAAAAGGCAUGGUCUUCUCCAUCUUCUUCAUCGUCCUCACCCUCUUCGGGAACUACACCUUGCUCAACGUGUUCCUGGCCAUCGCCGUGGACAACCUGGCUAACGCGCAGGAGCUGACCAAGGACGAGCAAGAGGAGGAGGAGGCCACCACUCAGAAGAUCGCUCUGCAGAAGGCCAAGGAGGUGGCCGAGGUCAGCCCCCUGUCUGCAGCCAACCUCUCCAUCGCAGCUAAGGAGCAGCAGAAGAAUCAGAAGGGGCCCAAGUCGGUGUGGGAGCAGCGCACCAGCGAGAUACGCCGCCAGCACAUGAUGACCAGCAGGGAGGCGCUGUACAACGAGCUCGACGCCGAGGACAACUGGAAGGUCUCGUACCCGCGGCACAUGAAGACGCACCUGGACCGGCCGCUGGUGGUGGACCCGCAGGAGAACCGCAACAACAACACCAACAAGACGCGGCCCAGCGAGGGCCCGGAGCCGGACCAGCGGCUGAGCCAGCAGCGGGCCGAGGAGUUCCUGCGCAAGCAGGCUCGCUACCAGGAGAGGGGCGGGGUCGGGGGAGGCGGCGGGGGGCGGCUCUACGAGAGGGCGGACUCCGGCGAGGCCCGCAGGGUGCGGAAGGAGCACGAUCUGGGCCACUGCAACCUCAGCCAGCAGUCCCUCACCCGCCUGGACAGCCCCGACGAGCGGCCCGACGAGCGGCCCGCCGACCCCCAGCGCCGGCACCAGCACCGGCCGCCGCCGGGCCGAGCUGUGGACGGGCACGGGGCCUCCCCGCGCCGGGACGGGGGCCGCCCCGAGCACCGGCGCCCCCGACAGCACCGCAGGCCCCCCGACGAUGAGGAGGGGGGAGGAGGAGGAGGAGGGCGGGGCAGCCGACACAGGGGCCCCGGGCCGGAUGGAGGCGGGGACUCUGAUCACAUGGAUGAAACAGACAGGAGGCAGAGACGCCAUCGCCACGGCUCCCAGUCCACCAAUGACAACGAAGGAAGGAAGGACAGGGAGCGGGUCCGACAGCACCGGGGCAGGAACAGCGAGGGCCAGGGUAACGGCCCCACCCUCUCCACCACCAGGCCCAUCCAGCAGCUGGUCCCGCGGCAGGACAGCCAGCGCAGCGAGGACAUGGACAACGUGAAGAACAGCAAGCUGGCCACGCGGUCCCCGAGCGGCUCCGACCCCCACCUGCACGGCAACCGCAGCCCCGCCCGGCCCGGCGACGACGACGACCGCGCCCGCAACGCCCUCAACGCCCUCAACCGCGCCGCCCCCCUGGGCAGAACGCCGGGGAUGGGCCCCGAGAGCGCCGUCAUCCUCACCAACCCCGUCCCGGCCCCCACCCCCGGCAGGACCGCCGGCACCAGGCCUGAGCACACGGCGGUGGACAUGCCGCCCGUGUACCCGUCCAUCAACGCCAUCCUGCAGGUGAAUAAGAAUGCAAACACAGAGCCUUCGCCUAAGAAGGACGAGGAGAAGAAAGAGGAGGCGGGUGAUGAUGACAACGGCGACGAGGGAGGGACAAAACCCAUGCCCCCCUUCAGCUCCAUGUUCAUCCUGUCCACCACCAACCCGUUCCGGAGGCUGUGCCACUACAUCGUGACGCUGCGCUACUUCGAGAUGUGCAUCCUGCUGGUCAUCGGCAUGAGCAGCAUCGCCCUGGCGGCCGAGGACCCGGUCCAGGCCAACUCCCCCCGCAACAACGUGUUGCGGUACUUUGACUACGUCUUCACCGGAGUGUUCACCUUUGAGAUGCUGAUUAAGAUGGUAGACCUGGGGCUGGUCCUGCACCAGGGGGCCUAUUUUCGGGACCUGUGGAACAUCCUGGACUUUAUAGUGGUUAGUGGUGCCCUGGUGGCCUUCGCCUUCACGAGCAGCACCCGGGGGAGCAGUAAGGGGAAAGACAUCAGCACCAUCAAGUCCCUGCGAGUUCUGAGGGUGCUGCGUCCACUGAAGACCAUCAAACGACUGCCCAAGCUCAAGGCUGUGUUUGACUGUGUGGUGAACUCUCUGAAGAAUGUUCUGAACAUCCUGAUUGUCUACAUGCUCUUCAUGUUCAUCUUCGCUGUGGUGGCUGUGCAGCUGUUCAAGGGGCGCUUUUUCUACUGCACCGACGAGUCCAAGGAGUUUGAGCAUGACUGCAGAGGCGAGUACCUGGUGUACGAGCGUAAUAACGAGGUGAAGGCGCAGAAGCGGUUGUGGAAGAAAUACGAUUUCCACUACGACAACGUGCUUUGGGCCCUGCUCACCCUCUUCACCGUGUCUACUGGAGAGGGGUGGCCCCAGGUCCUGAAACAUUCAGUGGACGCCACUUAUGAGGAUCAGGGCCCGAGCCCGGGGUACCGGAUGGAGAUGUCCAUCUUUUACGUGGUGUAUUUCGUGGUCUUCCCCUUCUUCUUCGUGAACAUCUUCGUGGCUCUCAUCAUCAUCACCUUCCAGGAACAGGGUGACAAGAUGAUGGAGGACUACAGUCUGGAAAAGAACGAGAGAGCCUGUAUUGACUUCGCCAUCAACGCCAAGCCGUUGACGCGUCACAUGCCACGGAACAGGCUGAGCUUCCAGUACCGCAUGUGGCAGUUUGUGGUCUCGCCGCCGUUCGAGUACACCAUCAUGGCCAUGAUCGCGCUCAACACCAUCGUGCUCAUGAUGAAGUAUGAUGGAGCAGGCGCAGUCUAUGAGAGUGUUCUGAAGAACCUGAACAUUGUAUUCACCUCCCUGUUCUCCAUGGAGUGUGUGUUGAAGAUCAUCGCCUUUGGAGUUCUGAAUUAUUUCAAAGACGCCUGGAAUGUUUUUGAUUUUGUCACCGUCCUCGGCAGCAUCACAGACAUUUUAGUGACAGAGCUAUGGGACAACUUCAUCAACCUGAGUUUCCUGCGGCUGUUCCGGGCUGCUCGGCUCAUUAAGCUGCUCAGGCAGGGCGAGACCAUUCGCAUCCUGCUCUGGACCUUCGUCCAGUCCUUCAAGGCGCUGCCGUACGUCUGCCUGCUCAUCGCCAUGCUCUUCUUCAUCUACGCCAUCAUCGGGAUGCAGCUCUUUGGGAACCUCGAUCUUAAUGAUGAAGAGGGUGCCAUUAACCAGCACAACAACUUCAGGACCUUCGUCAUGGCCCUAAUGCUGCUCUUCAGGAGUGCGACAGGAGAGGCGUGGCACGACAUCAUGCUGUCCUGCCUGGGAGGGAGCAAGUGUGACCCUCGCUCCGGGAACAAGGAGGACGAGUGCGGCAGCUCGUUUGCCUACGCCUACUUCGUGUCCUUCAUCUUCCUCUGUUCUUUUCUGAUGCUGAACCUCUUUGUGGCUGUCAUUAUGGACAACUUUGAGUACCUGACACGCGACUCCUCCAUCUUGGGGCCUCACCACCUGGACGAGUAUGUCCGAAUCUGGGCAGAGUAUGACCCAGCAGCGUGCGGCCGCAUUCAUUAUAAGGACAUGUACAGUUUAUUGCGUGUAAUCUCCCCCCCUCUGGGCUUAGGAAAGAAAUGUCCCCAUAGGGUGGCCUGCAAGAGACUAUUGCGGAUGGAUUUGCCCGUUGCCGAUGACAACACAGUUCAUUUCAACUCUACCCUCAUGGCCUUAAUCCGCACUGCGCUGGACAUCAAGAUUGCAAAGGGAGGUGCAGACAAACACCAGAUGGAUGCGGAGUUGCGGAAGGAGAUGAUGGCGAUUUGGCCCCAUCUCUCCCCAAAGACCCUGGACCUGUUGGUCACACCACACAAGUCAGCGACAGACUUGACGGUGGGGAAGAUCUACGCCGCCAUGAUGAUCAUGGAGUAUUACCGGCAGAGCAAAGCCAAAAAGAUGCAGGCUCUCCGGGAGGAGCAGAAUCGAACGCCAUUAAUGUUUCAGCGCAUGGAGCCCCCUUCCCCGACCCAGGACGGUGGGCAGGGGGUCUGCAGUCUCCCAGAGCCACAGCAGGCACCCGUCAAUGAUGUUCCCCUGGAGGGGGGGAUGACGGGGAGCCAGUCCUGGGUGACCACGCGGGCGCAGGAGAUGUUCCAGAAGACGGGGAACUGGAGUCCGGACAGACCACCCCCGGACGAUCUGCACGACAACCGUCACAACCCGCAGACGGUAGAGAUGAGAAAGAUGGGGAGGGACGGUCGGUCGGACAGUGGGCUCUGUCUCCCCAUGGAAGCGCAUGGGAGGGCCGUUUCCAUGCCCGGCCUGUCAGCCGACAACCAAACCAUCGCGGACAGCAGCCCCCUGCGGCGGUCGUCCUCGUCGCUGGUGCACGGGCGCUCGGGGACGGGCGUGCGGCUGGACGACUACUCCCUGGAGCGGGUGAUCCCGGACGAGGGCCCGCGGCACGGGCAGAGGCGCCGCGAGCGCAGCCACCGCACCUCCCAGCGCUCGCUCAGCCGCUACACCGACGCCGACACAGGGCUCGGCACAGACCUCAGCACCACCACGCAGUCAGGUGACCUGCCGCCCAGGGACAAGGACCGCGACCGUGAGCGCGGGCGUGCCAAGGACCGGAGACACCACCACCACCAUCACCACCACCACGGCUCCGCAGACAAGGACCGCUACGCGCCCGACCGCGCCGAGUACGGUCACCGGCCCCACGACCGCGACCGCGACCGCCACUGGUCCCGCUCGCCCAGCGAGGGCCGAGAGUGCAGGACGCACAGACAGGGCAGUAGUUCAGUGAGCGGGAGCCCCGUCCCCUCGACCUCCGGCACCAGCACCCCCCGCCGCGGCCGCCGGCAGCUGCCCCAGACCCCCUCCACGCCCCGGCCGCACGUCGCCUACUCCCCCGCCUUGCGCAAGGCCGCCAACGCCCCGCACGGCCAGUGCAGGCUGGCCUCGCCCACCCCCCGCCACUGCUCCCCCCCGGGCCACGAUGCCCACCACCACCACCACCACCAUCACCACCACCACCCGCCGUCCCACCACGGCUCCCCCCGCGGCUCGCCCCGCUCCGCCCGCCACGCCCGCUGGGUGCCCGCCCCCCCCCACGACGGCCCGGAGGGAGACGGCUGCCUCUACGACCAGGACUACGACUAUGACCGCCACGAGCCGCCCGCCUACGACCAGAGCCUCCACCAGGGCAACCCCCACCCCCACCCGCACCCGCACCCCAACCCCAACCCCAACCCCAACCCCGGCCCCCGCUCGCCCAGGACUGCCCGCCACGCCACGCCUCCCCACUGCCAGCCGCCGCCGCCGCCGCGCCGCCUGCCCAACGGCUACCGCUCGGCCUCGCCCUCCCCACACCGGCAGGGCCCCCCCCACCCAGCUCACAGGCCCCCGCACCCCAGGGGCCCCCGAAAGGGGCUGCACGAACCCUACAGCGAGACCGACGAGGACGACUGGUGCUAGCCGGGAGGGAAGGGGGGGGGGGGGGCGCAGUACCGUCCUGUUCUUUCUACAGGAAGUGACACGGCGAGGAGGGCGGGGAAAGAGCUGUGGGAGAGAGCGUGUUUCUGGCCCGGCCGGAGAGAGACACGAGGACACGCACCGUUCGCCCCCCCCCCCCGCUCCACCCCUCCUGUUUCUGCUCUCUGCUGGGGGGGUGGGGGAGAGGACUAGACAAUGACGGAGAGGGGGUGCCGGGGGGCGACGCCAGGCGAGAGGGGCGUGUGGAUACGGGGACAGUGCCGCGUCCCACACGCUAGAGGCGAUUUCACAUGAGAGUGCCGACGGAGAACGCCUUUCAAUAAGACAGAAAUCACCGGAUGUAUAUUUUAAUACACGAGGGGCAAAAGAAAUAUUUUGCUAUGAUCAAUAAAAAUAUAUAUAUAUAUAUUUACAGACCAAGUUAAUUCAUCAAAAUUAACUAGAGCUAAGUGAAAGAAGCCAAAGCUAUGAGAUCAUUACGGGUACAUAUUUUGUACUGUAGCGCCAUGUCAAAUUAUUUAUUCUUUUAAAAAAUACAGCUAACCACUAAAGACCCAGCUGUAGCUAAUGCUUCAUGGCCCAUAAUGCUUCUAUAAUCUCAGAUUCCAUUCCUGCCAGUGGCUUUCUUUUUUCAGGAAAAAUAUGCAGCACCCUUGUUUAAAAUGUAUCACGGACCUAUUUAAGUUUGUCCUGCCAUGAUGGAGUUCAGUUGGUCUUAUCGAUUCAGCUGUGCCCCUACCGGCUGUGGUGAAGGUGAUUUCCUGUCUCCGGCCAAUCGCAGGGCUCCUGGUCGGCGAUCCUCUCAUGUGAUCUCGCUUCUGGACUAAUCGGUACGCGGCGUUCUGCGCUUGCCAGAAGGUUUUGCGCUCAGCCCGCCCAGUAUGCAAAAUGGCCGACAAACCGAUGGGAGUGCCACCAUACCCCGCUUCGCCCGCGGAAACAAAGGGAACAGAACAAAACAAACAAACAAACGAAAAAUAAAAAAUAGAGAGCGGACCCUUCCGUCGCACCACGCCGCGCCCUGCCUUCAGAAACAACCCGGCGGCGAAAAAGAAAACAAAGCGGUCAAGAAAAAAAUAAAAAAAUAAAUAAAUGAAGGAAUGAGUGAAUAAAUAAAUGAAUAAAAAAGGGGGUGGAGGGGCAGGAGGAGAGUGGGCGCCCUGCUUUUCAGGGCAGGCCAGAGGAGCUGGGUCCACCGCGGGAGACCUUACCCUGCUGCUGGGUACUAAUAGAUGAGUUUUAUCAUCUGUGUUUACCGUCCAUUACGCUGAACGUUGACACUGACCUCACCGCCUGUGUUUGCGUGCGUGCGUGCGUGUGUGUGUGUGGGGGGGGGGGGGGGGUGUUUGGUCAAGGCGACGGGGAGAAAGGCCUUUGAACUCGUGGAUGUGGUAAAGGGGUGGCCUGCCUGUCCCACUCCACCAAUCAAACCCCCCCCACCACCACCACCAUCUCAAACCACGGCUCCCACACAGCCAGCCCGGCCCUGGAAGGAAGAAAUGGGAAGGGAGGGGAGGGUGGUGUUUGCGAAACAACAGACAGAUUCUUCAGAAUAUCUUCUUCUUCUUCUUCUGCUCCUUCUUCCUGGUCUCCUUCCUCCUCUUCCUGAACAUUGGAGCUUAACGAUUCUGUUGCACCCGCUCUGCUUUGUUUGAACUCUUUGGGUAAAAUCUGAUGGAAUCCUGCAUGAUUAAUACUAAACUAACAGAGAGAAGCUUUACCGUCUGGGGUGGGAGGGUUUGGGGGGGGGGGGGGGGUUAAUUUACUGGUCCUCUGUUCGAGUGUGCGGGAGUUCUCUCUCUCUUGCUCUGUCUGCCUCAGUCUCUCUCUCUCCCGCGCUGCCUGUCGAUCUCUCGCUGUGCUCUUGCAUCAGUGGCGGGCUGAGGGCGUAUGGGUUUAUUUUUGUGGGGAUAGUUCGUUCAUUUUUUGUUCUGAAUUUCCAAACACACAUAUGACAGAACAAAGUGUAAACGUCUUCAUUAAACACCAGUGAACUUUUGGAUCCGCUUCACAGGUGGAUCUUUGCAAGAAUACUUUGACAUGUUACCAGCAUGCAAGCUACAUAGAAGCCCGUCCUCUUUAAGCAUAAAAUACCAGAGGCUUAAGUGGAGGAAAAGGUACAGUGCAAAUCGAGAGGAUUUGAGCACUGUGAUCUGACAGCUGACAGCCGAGCUGAGUUCCCAGGACAGUCCCAGGUCAGUCCCAGGCCAGUCCCUGGUCACAAUCUGCCCUGCUGUUAUGUUCUCCCCCAAACCACACUACUGCUCACAGUCUUCCACGGCUUUCCUAAGAAGAGCACCAGUGAAAGAGAGAGACGGAGACAGAGGGAGAGACAAAGAGAGAAUGUCUCCGUUUUAAGAGUUGAUUAGUUAUUAUUAAUGAUACUAAUUCUAUAAAUAAUGAUGCCAGUAUUAAUGAUAGUGAUUUUGAGAGAUGGAUUUUUCUUUUGUUGAGUUGUUUAUUUUUUUAAAUUCAGCUGUGUUCAUCUUAUUCUCAUUGUUGUGUUCCAGGAUGGGACUGUGGGGGGGGGGGGGGGGGGGGGGGGGGGGUGUGGAGCUCUGUGGAGAUAACACGGCACUAUGGGACUUGUGCACUUCCUGUCUCUCUGCAAAACUACAAACUGUGUAGUUUCUGAGAGCUGGUCACAUUGCGAUUGCCACCGCAGAGGAAGCAGAUUUCAAAGAAAUCUUUUUUUGGGGGUGGAGGGGCACAACUAAACUUUUAACCCGGCCCCACUAUCACUGUAACCCACGGCAACAAUUUAUGACCGGCCUGCUUCUUAAUUGCAAUCCCACUCCCGCACCCCCCCCCACUAUGCCAGCCUCCAGCCCUGGGGGGCAUUCUAUGAUGGGGGAGGCAGUGGGGGAAAGGUGUAGUUAAGGAGCGGAAGGUGGAGGUCUGAGCUGGAGCAGGACCACUUCAGAAGGGCCGCUGUAACAAUCAGUAUCCGCCACCUAGCCCCUCCCUCCAUGCGUCUCCAGUCACGGGCGCUCAAAAUCCCACAGUUUACCCCGCACGAAAAGUGUUUCACUUGUUUCUGAUGAGCCGAGGGAAAGAAAGUUGGGUUGAAGGAAUAAUCCAUGUUGAGGGGUCUCAGGAAAAAUGGAAAAGAAAAGUCAUAUGGUGCAGCUACAGCACGGUGCAGUGCUGGAAUGAAAACCCAUCCGAUUCUCAUACGGGGCUGUCAAAACACAGUCAUUUAAAAUAAAAACUGUGGCUGCUGGCUAUUAUUGGCUUUUCCUCGGAGGCCCCUCAACUGUUCCUAAAUCUGAUUAGUGAAAAUGUUUGUUGCUUUCUCAUCGCAGCGUGAGAGAGAGAUGCACUAUUGAUCAUGUUAAUCACGAUCAAUGCUGCUCUGUUUUUCUCAUUCAGAUUAUUUUUCUGACGCAGGAGGGGUGGGGGGGAGGUUGAGUAUUUGUUGACCACAAGGUGGUGCUGUUUUGUCUUUGGGAGGAGAUGGGGAGGGGGGGUAACGCCAACCCAGCCGACACGGCUGCCACCAGGGGGCGACACAGCCCACUGUUGCCGCUCACGUCUCCCUGCCUUCCUGUCGUCAUGACAGCCAGUCUGUACCCACGAAGUGUUCACUGCGUUCGGGACGUGCGCCACAGCCAAAACAACCGCACAGAAGGACCAAGGGCUACGCUCUUCCUGCCAAACUUUCCUCUGCCCCCCACCCCUCGCCCCACAGCCCCCAGCCCCCACCUCCACGCACCCCUUCAAUCCUUUAGCGUUUCUGUCCACUGAAACCAACUUUGACUUCUCAGUCUUUCUCGCUGCACUACCAAGGUAUUCGAUACAAUACUGCUCCCAUCACUGCCACGUGACUAGGUUUCUCCUUAUUGUUAUCACUGUAGAGGUUGCUCCCACCUACAGUCCUCUAUCAGCCUGUUCAUGCUAUAGCAAGCAAUGCUAGAGGUCCCCAUCCCCGGACAUUGUACGGUACAGGCGUGUUGCUAGGCGACGCCUCUCUUCAGAGGUCCCUGCGCACGCGUGACGUAGCACAGGUGUUAGCCACACAGCGAAGGAGCGUGCUGUGCCACUUCAGAGAGAGGUUAGAGAGAGGCGUCUGUGCGUUCACAGGCACGAUUCUAUGCAGAUCACUGCAGGCCAGCUUUUAAUAGCGCUUCACCACUUCAGCAGUGUGGUCCAGUUUGUGUGUGUGUGUGUGUGUGUGUGCGUCACAGAACGGUGGACGUACAUGAAUGGCACCUGAUCUAUAGCCACCUUGUUUCCACCCUGUUAUGGCCACUCAUUUGGUUUCCUUCUCCCUGCUCUCUCUCUCUCUUUCUCUCUCUCUUGCUGCCUAUCUCUCUCUCCCUCUCCCUCUCCCUCUCCCUCCCCCAGUAGUUACCAUCUCCAGGCCACCAUCAGGAAGAGGGGUGGCUCGACACCCCGGGUCUCAGAGGAUGGACUAAAUUGGCUAGGGGUUAGCAUUCCUGAUCCUGGAGAGCCACAGUGCCUUCUGACUGUUAUUUCAUGCAAACCCCUUAUUUAACAGGACCAUCUAUAGGCCUUAAUGACAUGAGUAUUAGUACCAGUGACCGUGUGUUUGAGCUUCUCUGUGGCCAGCUUGGUCUGGGGUAGGAGAGGUUUAUGGGCCCUACUGCACGGUGGUCGCUUUGUUGCUAAGGUGCAAUCGCCCUGGCAACUGCGUCCAGUCUGCCAGUGAAAUUCUGCCAUUUCUGAGGUUUAACUGAUUUGUUAAUAUUCAGUUUCUUAUCAUUGAAGUGUAAAAGAAGCGCAUUUAAAUGUGUAACAUAAGAAUGGAUUGGAUUUUACAGAUACUCACCUGUGAGUUUGGCUCUACUGCCAAGAGAAAGGAAAAACCCUCCCUCUUUCUCUCUCUCUCUCACCCACUUCUUCUCUAUCGCAUUCUCUCUUACUUCCUUUCUCCUUGCUCCUUUUCUUCAUCGUUCCCUUUCCUGAAACCUGGACCCGAAACUGGGAAUACAGGAUUGGCCAUUUCGAAUGAAAUCAUUUUGGCUCCAAAUGUUGCAUGUUUCACACCUUGUGGAGCCAAAAUGGCAAACACCACUGCAGUUACCAACAAAAAAAUGGGUGUCUUGUGUGCUCCAAAAGACAGCGCAAAUCGUGUCACAAUACAUGAUCAUCCCAAAGCUUAUUGUGUUUCCCCGCUACUUGUUUUCCUCUUUAUGACCAAGCGAUUUUUGCGAUUGCUGUCGCUGUGCAGGUCUCUUCCUUCAUUCCUCUUAUCGUCCUUCAUCUCAAUUCUCUCAAUUACUUCUCGACAUUUUGUUCACUAAUCCAGACGUGGGUUCUCUUUCUUUUCUCAUUACCAUCCCCCAUUUUCCUGUCGUCUUCCCCCUUCUCUCUCCUCUCUUUCCCUCUAAAAAAGUGUUUACAUAUGGAGCCCCAUCCCAUUGUCUCCGCAUGUCCUUCCCUUUCAGGGAACAAAGGAGAGGCGGUCCAUCCAUUCAGUGGUACCCGCGUCUGAUUUUUGGAUGGUGUGUAUCUCUAGUGUGAUGAUAACGGUAGUGCAUAAAUAAGGGCUUUCUUGUGAUGGUUCGAGGUGGUGAGACCAAAAGCAAUGCUCACGUAGCCGCACACACUCCGCACGCUCUUCUCUGUGUGUUAGCGUAAAAAAAAAAAAAAGGCACAGAGAUGGAAGGACUAUGU